AUGGCCAGACCGGUGGCGAAAAUCUGCGACAUCAACGAUAGCAAAGAGCUGUGGAAGGUUUUUGUUCGAGUGCAUCACAAAUGGAAGGUUCUCUCUAACAAUAGGGAACAUUUUGAGAUGAUCUUUAUGGACAAGGCAGGUGGGGACAUACAUGUUGUUGUCCCUGCAGCACAUGUGUCACUAUUUGAUGAUAAAUCGGCAUUGGACCAUACAUACUUCGUAUCAAAUUUUAAGGUUCCGCCUAAUCUGUUGGCUUUCAGACCUUCCUCGCAUAAGUUUUUGGUUAAUAUUGGUUAUUCACAGACCGCAUCAGGUGCCAAAAAGCAGCAGCUUAACAUGGUGCUGAGGGACCCAAGAAACGACACUAUCAACUGUACACUUUGGGAAUCAUAUGUUGAGCAGUUUUUGAAGUUCAACCAGGAACAUGGGGAUGAUUCGGUUCCUACUUUUCUGAUGCUUUGA
This is a messenger RNA of Vicia villosa (hairy vetch), 462 nucleotides long. RefSeq lists its product as uncharacterized. The record is from RefSeq and is a predicted model, not a curated record. The transcript is spliced from 4 exons. Lineage: Eukaryota; Viridiplantae; Streptophyta; Magnoliopsida; Fabales; Fabaceae. The coding region runs from base 1 to 462 and encodes 153 amino acids.